AUGCUUCUGGAACCAAUUGCUAACACAAUUACCUCUGUAGAAGGUGACACACCAACGAUUUCAAAAUGUCUGCAUUUAUUUAAAAAAAUGGUUAACACCUCAUUAGAAAAUGUCACUAAAAGUCCAUUGUUAUCCAAAGAGGAAGCAGAUACAAGGGCAAUUUUUGAAAAUCGGAAGAAGUUUGCUAUUUAUAGUGUUCAUUUUGUAGCUAACCUUUUGGAUCCAAAAUAUCGUGGCUGCGAACUUAGCUCAGAUGAGAUGACUGAUGCGACAGAAGUCAUAUACAAGGUAGCACAGAAGAUGCCAGAUGUCGAUGAAGCAGCCGUCUUAGCUGACGUUGUCAAUUUUAUUGCAAAAGAAGGACUAUUCAAAAAGGCUUUUCUAUGGAAUGAGGACACAAUUGCAGCUAUCAGCCCUAUUGCCUGGUGGAGUGGUCUUUGCUCAAAUACCGCACUCUCCAAGUUGGCGAUUCGUUUUCUAGAGUUGCCAGCGACAUCAGCAGCAUGUGAAAGAUCCUUUUCUUCAUAUUCGGGAAUUCACACCAACAAGAGAAACAGGCUGACCAAUACUCGAGCGUCAAAAAUCGUGUAUGUGGCUCAUAAUUUAAAAUUAAUGGCUGAACUACAGCCAAGUGAAUCAUCCAGUUCAGAAUCAAUUGCUGGCCCUAGCUUCACAGUAAAUCCUGCAUUAGAAUCUGAACCGGAACCAAUGAUAAUAUCCAAUUCAGAUCAGUCCGAGUCUGUCUUUGAAAGUGAUGAAGAGGAAGCUUCAGAGUCUGAAGAAAAUGCAGAUAGCGACGGGACGGAUCAGUGUUCAUUUAAGGGAUUCGGUUAAUUAAUUGAACCUUUUCAAUCAUUAAGACGUUGUUUUU
This is a messenger RNA of Diabrotica virgifera virgifera (western corn rootworm), 871 nucleotides long. RefSeq lists its product as uncharacterized. Lineage: Eukaryota; Metazoa; Arthropoda; Insecta; Coleoptera; Chrysomelidae. The record is from RefSeq and is a predicted model, not a curated record. Bases 1 to 834 code for a protein of 277 amino acids. Gene Ontology annotation, molecular function: protein dimerization activity. The transcript is spliced from 2 exons.